Molecule: messenger RNA, 6430 nt
Organism: Aplysia californica (California sea hare)
Lineage: Eukaryota; Metazoa; Mollusca; Gastropoda; Aplysiida; Aplysiidae
Product: nuclear receptor-binding protein
Exons: 15
Coding region: 914-2422 (502 amino acids)
Biological process (GO): intracellular signal transduction; protein phosphorylation; endoplasmic reticulum to Golgi vesicle-mediated transport
Cellular component (GO): cytoplasm; endomembrane system
Molecular function (GO): protein serine/threonine kinase activity; ATP binding
Source: RefSeq, a predicted model, not a curated record
CAGUUGUAUACAGUCGCUUAUGGUUUAGUAUGAAUAAUAUGAAAGAGUGAUUGAUUCUGUUUAUGAGGCAUGAUAUAAAAGAAAAUAAUGGUUGUUUUGUUCAAAAUGGGUUUCCAUAGUAAAACCAGGAAAUUACAUUAUUCAAUAUUUUUUAAGCGUACAGUUGGUGGUUCAGUAUGAAUAACAAGUAUAAUAGCGCAUUGCUUCUUCUAUCGUUUUGACAAGUUACUGGCAAAAGCAUAAUCAUAUUGAAGGGUGCGUUUGGCAGUUAUGAGAUUGGUCUUGGGUUCAACUAGCAAUGUGUAUGUUUGAAUACGAUAAAAUUUUUGGAGGAAUCUAUGUCAUUGUAAUUUGUUUUUUAAUUCUUGCAAGGAAGGCACCGCAGUUGAGGCUCUCAUAUGGUUUUUUAAAAAAAACAAGAUUACAGAUAAAAUUGCUUGAGCAUCAUAAAACAAAUGUCGUGCACUUUAUGAAAUGGUAGUGUCAAGAACUAAUUUAGGCCCUAUGUUAUAGGCCUACUUGAUUAACUGAAUGAAUUACUUGGUUUCAACUUCUUAACUUAUACUGUACUCUUAGGCUCAGGGCCAGGGGCCUGAUACUGUACCAAAAAUGGACAGCAAGAAACAAACAAAAUAAAUUAAGAUGCAACUUUUAAGCGUCACUGCCUUAUUAAGAACCCAAUCUUUAUUACUUAAUUAAAGUUAAUUUGCAUAAAAUAAUACUUAUUAAACCAUAACUACAUAUUGUAUUGACGUCAUAUUUCUAAAGAGUUUCGGCUAAAUAGCUAUUAUUGCCUUGGGUGACACUGAGUGAUAUCGGAUAUUUCCCAUUAUCCAUUUCUGGUACAUACGUACUUGCUCAACUUUCUAAGACGUGCUGUUUUGCUUGUUUCACAUCUGUUUGCCAUUCUGAGAUGGCAGACCAAGAGUCUGAACAGAAAAGAGAUAGUGGAGAGGAAUCUGACGACGAAGAAGUCUUAGAAGAAAGUCCAUGUGGCCGAUGGCAAAAAAGACGCGAAGAGGUGGACCAGAGAGAUGUCCCUGGAAUCGACAGCGCGUUUUUGGCAAUGGACACAGAGGAGGGAGUGGAAGUUGUUUGGAACGAAGUUCAGUUCUCGGAGAAGAGAGAUUUCAGAGCUCAGCAGGAUAAAAUCAGACAAGUCUUUGACAAUCUCUGCCGCCUUGACCAUCCCAACAUCAUCAAAUUUCACAAGUACUGGACGGAUACAAAGACCGACAAACCAAGGGUGAUAUUCAUUUCUGAGUACAUGUCGUCUGGAAACUUGAAACAGUUUUUGAAGAAAACCAAGAAAAACAACAAGACAUUCCAGCUAAAGGCAUGGAAGAGAUGGUGCACUCAGAUUCUAUCUGCUCUCAGUUAUCUACAUUCUUGUGACCCUCCCAUCAUUCACGGGAACCUCACAACAGAAACAAUCUACAUACAACACAAUGGACUGAUCAAGAUAGGAUCAGUGGCCCCAGAUGCAAUCCAUCACCAUGUGAAGACGUACAGUGAAGAUCUGAAGAACAUGCAUUACUCAGCUCCUGAAUAUGAAGACAGUGAACAGAUGACAACAAAGGUCGAUAUUUAUUCUUUUGGGAUGUGUGCUCUUGAGAUGGCCACAUUAGGUUUCCAGCCCAAUGGUGAUAGCCCCGGGGCUCAGAAAGACGUCAUUAGUCAGUCGUUGGAACUGGUGGAGAAUCCCCUACAAAAGGACUUUUUACACAGCUGUCUUCAACGUGACCCCAAAAUUCGUCUUACUGCCCGCGAGCUGUUGUUCCACAAGGUUUUGUUUGAAGUGCACUCUUUGAAGCUUGUUGCUGCCCACAAGAUAGUCAAGUGCAAUGCCUUAUUAGCAGAAAAUUUGACAGAAACAUCCCAUGCUGCCAAAACAGAUGACCCGAACCGAGUGAUAGCCGAAAUCCACCGUGCGAACGGCCAGGUGGUCCAGUGGAAAGUCUCUCAGACGCCCGUGCUGGAGCUGGACAAACUGUUGGAUGAUGUCAAAAAUGGCAUUUAUCCGCUGACAGCUUUUUCCAUGAGCUAUCCGCCUGCGUCCCGUCCACGUGCAAUAAGUCCAGAGGUGGCAGAGUCGGUCAAGUCCGAGACGCCAGAGCCCUAUGACGUGGAGACGAGAAUGAUAGUGUCCAUGACCUGCCAGGUGUUGAGAUUGGAAGACCACCCUCAUCCUCAGCUGACCCUUCUGGUCCGGUUUGAUGACCAGAUCAACCGACAACUCCAGUGUGAGAUUACCAAUGACUCAGGAGAAUCAUUGGCCGAUGAUCUAGUCUACCAUGGUUUUAUCAACGAAAAAGACAGAGACAAGGUUGCAUCAUUGAUUGGGGGUACAUUGCCCUCAACGAGUAUUGUCCAGUCCCCUGACAGAAUAGUGUCCCCAAAUCUGGUGGGAAAUGUCUCCUAGUCUUUGAGGAACAGGGUGUUUGUCACCUUUUGCCUAUUGUCUUGUGUAAUAGUGAUGAAUAUUCCCUGUGCUCAUGUCUGAUGCUACUUACUAUUUCUGUGCAUCCUCUCUCACCCUCACACAAUAGUACUAUUAUUGAUUACAUGCAUGAUGAUUGUAUGAAUAUGAAUAGUAUGAGACCAUGGUGGAGGUAUGGCUUUCGCAGCCAGAAAUCUGCCGUGGACCCUGGACCACUUAAAACAUUCAUUUGGUUUUGACCAAGCGCCUUUCUAGCAGCCAUAUAGUCUAGAAAUAUGCGGAAGUGUGGAAGAUGAGCCAUGAUAUUAUUGAAGCUUUCAAGUCUUUACCAUUAUUGCUUUGCUGAAUUGUGGAUAACGAGUGUGGUAUGAAGUGCAUGCUUUUCAAUAAAAUAGCCGAGUUUUGUUCCUCCUGCUGUUUGGUGAUUGUGGAGUUUUGAGUUGAAUGUCAUAUGAUAUACAUGUCUACUGUGUGCUUGAACAUGUCCUAUGCUGGGGACGGGGCUGAAAGAGUUCACAUUUUCUAAACUGCUAUUUUGUCUUGUGUUUUUGAAUGAAGUAGAGUGUGCAACUGUGAUGACUUUAUUUGAUGAUGUUGAAAUACUUUCUGGAAAGCUACCUACUCAAACAAUGUUCAGUCCUGCUCUAUAGCACCUUGACCAUUGUUAUUGAACUCGUGGGAAUGCGUCUGUUGUUAACACAUAUUUCAUGAGGGUCAUAUUUAGAAGAGGGUAUGGUUUCCACAUUUUUUAAAAUCUGUCAUCAGAUGAAGAAAGUUUUGUUUUUGUGCACAGACCUAGCGAGCUCUGAUCAUGGAAUUGAUUGUGCAUCAAGGUUCAACCUUUUGACAGAAAAAAUCAUCCAUAGCGAUACUGGUAAAGAAAGGGAUGAGUGUGUAAUUUCUUUUUGGAAUAGCUGAAUAACUUUUGGACCCCCUCACUGCAAAAAGUAUCAGAAGACAGCAAAAAGAGAACAAAUUUAUUGGGCAUUGAUAAGUACUUGCCUGUUUCAUUCCUUUGUUUCAGAGGGCUGGGAGCUUAGUCUUGUAACAAAACGGCAAAGUAAAUUUCUCUUGAUUGAUGGGUGAAACUGCUCGUAGUUGUCCCCCUUUUGUACCAGAAGAGAUGAAUGGUUAACACUUGCCAUUUCUGUUGAACACUUGUUUGCUGACCAAUACAAAGUUUUCUCAUUAUUAAUCCUAGAUAUGUGGUUUUUGAAAAAGCUCCAGCAGUAUUUUCCUUCCUUUGAACAAUCUAGCAUAUUGCAUAAUGAGGAUAUUAUUUUGAUAAGCGCCCAAUUUCACUUUGAUGCCACACAUAUAAGAAUUAAAAUAAGAAAGUUAAGGCUAGGAAGAACAAUAAAUUUCAUCUAAUUACAUCUGUUUCAGAUAGAGCUCAAGUGUGGAGAUAUAAUUUCUAUUGUUACAGCAAUGUAAUAGUUCUUUAGUGUAGUGUAGAAAGGUGCAAAGAGAGGAUUGUUUGUGGGCCCUGUCAGCCACAGAGAGACUGACACACCAUGUGCUGAUGAAUUAGAGUAUAUACCUUUGUCCUGUCAUUUUUCCCAUCAACUGUGAACAUUCACAUACAAUUUGUUGACAAUUACAAUGGGCAAUACCAUUGGCCAGGGGUCACCGAACCGCAGCCUUUUGGGCAGGUCAGGUCUGCGAACUUUAAAGAUGUGGUUGUUUUUAUUGUUCCUAGGACUUGGUCACCAAAAUAGUUCAAUCUUUUCGUUGAACUCUACCAUGAAAAUCCAACAUGCUUUUAUAAGCUUCAUAAAUCCAGGCUACUGUGCAUGUUCUGAUGUAAUCAGUGUAAUGUACGGAAAGAAAUAGUUCUCCCAUUCAAACUUGGCCUUGUCUCAAUUAUUUGGCCCACUUUGAAAAAAAAGUGGUGACUCUUGAGAGCACGAAACUUGUAUCGUCAAAAAUUUCCCUUUUCGGAUCCUGUGUCCAAGUUCCCAAAGCCUUGAGUUGCAGGUGCAAGAACUGCUAGAAGAGCCAAAAAAAAAAAAAUGUUUGUGGUAGAAAGGUGUAGGCUCAUUCCAUGCAUGCCCUUCUAGCACAGUGAAAGAUGAAAUGGUAACAUAAUACAAAAGAGUGACUGGAACUUUAAGGCUUGAUUUUAUAGUGUUGGCAAGUACUCAUUCCUUACUUGUAUGAAUAUAUAUAUAUAUAUAUUUGUACCUCAUAUCUUUAUGUGCACUCACAGUAUUCUAAACAAAAAUAUUCUUUUGUGUUUUGUGAAAGUCACUGCAUAGAUCCUAUAUUCUUUUUUUUUAAAUUGUGGGAAGUCUUCAGUUCAUUGUAACAACACUGGAUACAUUCCUCUAAAAUAGGCAUUGGUUGAGUUGUAGAACUUUUGUUAUACCUCAUACUGUAUUUAGGUUUUCAUGUACCACUAGUACUUAACCAUCGUUUUGUCGAAUGCACUUCUCAUAAAGAACUUAAAAGUUGUAUCUUAUUUCCUGAAUCAUAAACGAUUAAUGCUGAUAAGAAUGUUACUUCUAUUAGAACUGCAAGAAACUGUGUCACAGUGUGAGAUUUGUAGCUAGUAUUUCUUUUUUCAUUACAGUAACAUAGCUCAAGUCACUCUGAUGCUGUGGUCUUUUGAUUGAUGCUGUGGUCUUAUGAAUACAACUUUCUAUCUACAUUUUUCCAAAUCUGAUUUGGCUAUUUGACUCUUGAAUUGCCUACUGGUGAAUCUUCUGGUUUAUAGAUUCUUUUGAUAUUUUUCCUGUGCAUGAUCUACUCAUGGAUUUGUGCAGUGUGUUUAUUUCUUUAUCUUGUCUUUUUCUUAGUCACAGAGCGAUAUGCCACAAAUCACACGCUUCGACAGCAUGUCAGUUUUCAGCUUUUGGCAUAGAAGAAGAGGAUCGCAAAGAUAUGUAUUAAAUAUGUGGAAUUUUUAAAUUUUUUUUACUUUGAAAAAAGAUUUCAAACACAUCAGUCAAUACUUUUGGAUGGCAAGGUGUUAAUUUGUGCAGUUUAAACUCUUUACAAACUAAACUUAUUGGUCAACCUGUUGUUUUACGGGACGCAAGUUCCUGGCAGUUACUCAAACUGAAGAGGUUGUAAUAGUUGUCUGUGCCUUUUUUUUUGUCUGAGAAUCCUAUCACACACAUGUCUCUCUGACAGGCCCAUUCUUGUCCUCUGGUUAUGCUACAUUUGGAACUUUCAAAUAAAUUUCACUUUGUCAGUUGUGGCAGUGUCACAGAGCUCAGCUUUCACCUGUUUGACUUCAAUGUAAUUAAUGUAAUUCCCUCACAGAUUCCACCAUUAGAACACCCGAUUGUCAUACGAACUCUGAUCAUCACGCUCCAUCCUCACUACUGAAUGUCAUAUUUAUGUGUGUAUACAUGUACAUAGCCUGUGCAAAGAUUCCUCCAACAUAAUGUUGAUAGCAUUUCACUUCAUCACUGCAUUGGCAUUAUAUCUUUUCUUGUCUGGUCUGUGCAUGUAUGUGACGUACAGUGACUGUCUCUAGUUGACUAAUGUGUCCCUUCAUAGACUUUGGUGUGCUCUCAGGAAAUUCCUGAUCUCAUCUUCUUUUUUUUUUUUCCUGCUCUGAUUUGUAGGUGUCUGUUCCCUGUCCAUUUAUUGCUCAUUGAGUUCUGCUGUGGUAACAUAUGACAUCAUUCUCAUUUGUUUGCUCUAACUACUCUAUACAAAGGGGUUCUGCUGUGGUAACAUCUGACAUCUCUCUCAUUUGUUUGCUCUAACUACAGUAUACAAAGGUUUGUUUUUUUUCAUGCGCUAUAAGAAUUCGCAAUUUUUUUUUUAAAUCCGCAAAGUCAAGUUGUGAGCAAAAUGUGGAAGUGUUAAGUGAGUGUUGCACAACUGUAUUUUGUCUGUGUUUCUCUUGUCUCUUUUAUCCACCUUCUAUAUACUGUAUAAUCCUACUGUAUAAUCCACUUAUAUUGACAUGGUUUGGGAAGUGGAUUGGAUGUCGAUAUAUAUAAAAAUGUUGAUUUUAAAAAAUAUAAAGCCAAA